AUGUUUGCUCUGAAAGCUGACCUGAAGAGUCAUGUGACUCUCUUCAAGGAGAGACUUAGCGAAUGCCGCUUCUGCAGAAAACGCUACAAUUCCACCUGUAAAGUGACGGCCCAUGUCCGACUCUGUCACGGAGAGAAACCAUUUAGCUGUGAAAAGCUUCAUUCAGAAGGGGACUGUGGGAAAAGCUUCAUUCAGAAGGGGAACCUUAGGAGCCAUAAACUGACUCACACAGGAGAGAAACCAUUUAGCUGUGAUGACUGUGGGAAAAGCUUCAUUCAGAAGGGGAACCUUAGGAGCCAUAAACUGACUCUCACAGGAGAGAAACCAUUUAGCUGUGCUGACUGUGGGAAAAGCUUCAUUCAGAAGGGGAACCUUAGGAGCCAUAAACUGACUCUCACAGGAGAGAAACCAUUUAGCUGUGAUGACUGUGGGAAAAGCUUCAUUCAGAAGGGGAACCUUAGGAGCCAUAAACUGACUCACACAGGAGAGAAACCAUUUAGCUGUGAUGACUGUGGGAAAAGCUUCAUUCAGAAGGGGAACCUUAGGAGCCAUAAACUGACUCUCACAGGAGAGAAACCAUUUAGCUGUGCUGACUGUGGGAAAAGCUUCAUUCAGAAGGGGGGAACCUUCACAGGAGAUAAACCAUUUAAACUGAGCUUCAUUCAGAAGGGGAACCUUAGGAGCCAUAAACUGACUCACACAGGAGAGAAACCAUUUAGCUGUGAUGACUGUGGGAAAAGCUUCAUUCAGAAGGGGAACCUUAGGAGCCAUAAACUGACUCUCACAGGAGAGAAACCAUUUAGCUGUGCUGACUGUGGGAAAAGCUUCAAUCAAAAGUCUAACUUACUGACACAUGUUAAAAACAUCCACAAAGGAGGAAAACAGGAUAAGCUGAAGGAAAGAACAUUUAUGACAAAGAUCUAUUUAGUUACAAAAUGAGAAUAAAAAGUCAGGAUGUGGACAAUAUUCUGAGUACACGCAGAAUAUUAUUAAUUAUAUAUAUUUUUUUCUCCAUUGAACCUUUAUUUAACUUGGCAAGUCA
This is a messenger RNA of Oncorhynchus tshawytscha (Chinook salmon), 1042 nucleotides long. Its product is annotated as gastrula zinc finger protein XlCGF7.1-like. Gene Ontology annotation, molecular function: DNA-binding transcription factor activity; RNA polymerase II cis-regulatory region sequence-specific DNA binding. Bases 1 to 939 code for a protein of 312 amino acids. The record is from RefSeq and is a predicted model, not a curated record. The transcript has 2 exons. Gene Ontology annotation, biological process: regulation of transcription by RNA polymerase II. NCBI's taxonomy places the organism in Eukaryota, Metazoa, Chordata, Actinopteri, Salmoniformes, Salmonidae.